Molecule: messenger RNA, 180 nt
Organism: Plasmopara halstedii
Lineage: Eukaryota; Oomycota; Peronosporomycetes; Peronosporales; Peronosporaceae
Exons: 2
Coding region: 1-180 (59 amino acids)
Source: RefSeq, a predicted model, not a curated record
AUGUGCGAAAAUUACUUUAGUGUGCGUUUUCCCGAUGACGCUCCUAAUAAAGUAGGCGUUGCAGGGGACCAUUAUAGGUACAGCCAAUCUGCUUUCAGUCGCCAACAUGGCUUGCCUGAGACAAUCGUAAAGGGCCGCGACUGGUGUUUGGCAGCAAGAUAUUGGCAAAAUUUGUUUUAA